AUAAUCAUGAAUAAAAAUAAACAUGAGAACUACUUUUGUCUAGAGAUGCAUAAUGACUGCUUCGUACUCCAGCUCCUAGUCUGGUGCGACUUUGCCCGUUAUGGUUGGAUCACGUGUUCGAAAUCUUUCAAGUGUACAAGGAUGGGAGACUGGAACCAGACAAUGUACAUCCGUGUCACGCGUAUCGUGUCAUCCGCGUGAAUCACUGAACUGAUAUGUGUGCAAUGAUGAUGACGAUCAUGACAUCGUUUGGUUGUAUGUACAUGUAAACCUCCGUAAUUUUCCAGUCUUGGUAAGCGGCCGGUAGAUUUGCUAACGUUAGAUUUGCUGCUGUAUCCUCAGUAAAUCCUCCAUUUAGCGCUCCCUCCCUUUUUGGUUGGAACUUUAUCGUCAGAUGGUGAAACUCCAAGAGUUUUUCUAAAUUCUAGCUUUCGUCUGCACGUCUGGUUGCUUUAUUGUUUUGUUUUGUGCAACGUUAUUUCACAAAACUGUGUAACUUAGCUUUUAGCUGAGCUGAGGUUCGCGCGAGGCAUUUCGUGGAAAAGUGGUGAAAUCAACUGCUAUAAAUAGACAUUUGUUCGUCUGCUGUGCCUGCAACGGAUCUCAGACAAAUCUCAAAGAGAAAAUGGAUGCCUUUUCCUGGUUGAGGGACAAAGCCAAAGGGAAGAAUAAUAACCGAUCACAGAACAUGAUGGGUGAGAACCAGUCAACACAGAUGGGUCUGUCCUUCCAGCCAAAGAAACAUGCCAUCACAGAGGACUAUGAAAUCACCAAGAAGGUCUUGGGACUCGGAAUCAACGGCAAGGUGCUGGAGUGUCACAACAAACAGACGGGUCAUAAAUAUGCUCUCAAAGUUCUUCUGGAGAACCAGAAGGCGCAGAGAGAGGUUGACCUCCAUGUGAGAGCAUGCAAGAACUAUAACAUAGUCGGCAUUGAGGACGUGUAUGAGAACAUCUACAAUGGUCAUAGGUGUCUGCUGGUUGUCAUGGAAUGCAUGGAGGGCGGUGAACUGUUCAGCAGGAUACAGGAAAAAUCAUUAUUUACAGAGAGAGAGGCGGCAGAGAUCGUCCGCAACAUCGGCAUGGCCAUUCAGCACCUCCACUCCAUGAACAUUGCACACAGAGACCUGAAACCUGAGAAUUUGUUGUACAAGGAUAAGAGUAAGAACUCGGUCCUGAAGCUGACGGACUUUGGCUUUGCCAAGAUGACUACCACCGCCACACUACAGACGCCUUGCUACACGCCCUAUUACGUGGCCCCUGAAGUUCUUGGCCCCGAGAAGUACGACAAGAGCUGUGAUAUGUGGUCGCUAGGAGUAAUCAUGUACAUCUUGCUGUGUGGAUUCCCGCCGUUCUACAGCAACCACGGCCUUGCCAUCUCCCCGGGCAUGAAGCGACGGAUCCGCAACGGUCAGUACGAGUUCCCAAAGCCCGAGUGGGACCAGGUGUCUCAAGAGGCCAAGAAUCUCAUCAACCAGCUGCUGAAGACGGAGCCCGCUGACCGGCUGACCAUCACAGAGUUCAUGAAUCAUCCAUGGGUCAAGAGGUACAAUGAGGUUCCUGAGACACCGCUCUGCUCGGUGCAAGUCAUGAAGGAAGAGAAGGACCAGUGGGAAGACCUGAAUGACGAGAUGACAAAUGCCUUGGCCACAAUGCGAGUUGACUACGAUCAGAUCAAGAUCAAGGACAUGAGUGAUGCCACCAACCCUCUCCUGAUGAAGAGGCGUGUCCAGAAGGAACAGCAAGUCAAGUCGUGAUCACAGAGUUUUAGUGCACACCUCCUCAAGAUAUCUAAACACAUAACCCCUUCACCCCUUUUAUCCAAGAUCCUGGACUCGGCAUGUCAAGAUGACCAGGCAUUGCCUAAGCAUUGCCUAUCCCUUCUCUCAAAGACUUUGGUGCCAAAGUAAUCCAAUCAUUGGAGACACAGAAAUGCGCUGACAUUCAAACACCAUUGCUUCUGUGCGCCUGGUGCCCACACAAAAACCUGAUAUGUUUGUGCACAUUUAGUUGGAAUCGAAGAUGUGUCCAAAUUGCUAUGCUGUGGCUUGAAACUCCAUAUGAAUCUAUCUGCCUUGAGCAGAAGCACCCCCUCACCUGUUGAAAGGAGCCAUGUUGGUCAGGAGUGUUCAUUUUGUUGGUAGCUAUGCGACCGUACCGGUAUGCAUUUCAUCGUCAUUCUCAAACCAGUGAAGUUCAGUUCUGACCAAAGGAGCCUGUGUUGCUAAGACAAUUGCUCCCUCUUGUGGUCCAGCUCGAGGCUCAUAUGGUAGAGGCUCUAGCCACUGCCUUCAGUCAUGCCAAAUUUCAAGCCAUCAUAGCCUUACUUGUGCAUCUUUCAGAAGCAAGUGAUGCGCGCCUGUGAUGUAUCAAACCUAGGAUAGUUGGUUGCUAAGUAACACACCAACCUCUUAUUUGUGUACGAAGUCUGUAACCUUCACUCAGGGAAAUGCAAUCCCUAAGCUUAACCCCCCCCAGUCACUCUCUUUCCCUGUCCGUGAUUCUUUGUAAUUUGUGAUGUUUAAUUUCUAGACUGAGCCAAGUCUUUGAAGAUCCACACUCCCUUAUUCCAUUUUUUAAACAAACUGUCACCUCCUAUGACAGUCAUUUUUCAGUUGCUAAGGCCCACCUUUCUGUAAUAGAUCCAUAAGAUAUAAAGUUUAGUUCUUUCAAAGAUUUUGUAUGGCUCCUUCAAUCCGAUACAGAUGUUCCUUUUAAGCCCUAAUCUUGUGAGGAACAAAAGAAGACAUACCUAUUUGUAUGUAAUUUGAGUACUUUUGUCAGGCAAAAGAGAGAUGUUUGUGACAAAUGACAGCUGUGUGUGGAUAGCUGUACUUUGUUCAGAAAUCGUGCGGUGUAUUUUUUGUUAAGCCGAACUUUUUUAGUCUAGUUCUUGCCUCAGAAUCGUGCGUGUCAGCUGGCAAAUGUGAAGCAGGAACUAGGCUGAAUCCAAAAAUAAAACAAAUAAAAGUUGUAGCAUUUCAGCACAAUAUACACCAUACUAUUUUCCAAAUUUUGUAUCAUGUUUUAAUGGACAGGAAAUUUAUUGCCUUUUACAAAUCUCCAUUGAAAUGUUUUUAUGUAUACGAGGGUAAAAGAAGUAUCUUUUUAAAAGUACCCCUCAAAUAAAACGCACAGGUUUUCCUUACAGAAUUUCUCUGCGAGAAUUUCAGUGUGUGUAGAAGUGACAACAUGAUGCCUGUGUAAAUAGUAUAUACUUGUGAUCAACAUCAGAAUUGGAUGAUGCUUGGGACGUUCAGGCAACUGUGAGAGCAGGUGUAUUAUACCCAGCCAGCAUGGUAUUGGAGAGGGCGGGGCUUGAUGAAUCACUCUAUUGCCAAAUUGGAAACAAGUCUGGACUUGUUUCUAGAUAUCUCUGCAGGCGAACUUUUUUUUUCCUGCGUAGACCCAUCACUGGAUGAUUCUUCUCUGUUAAAAUCAAGUAACAUUUUGUGUUGGACUUGUGUCCAAAAACCACAGAUCCAUGUCUAAAGCCAUGACCAGGCGAUUCACAAUACAGUGUACCAGCAAGAGGUUGCCAUGGAGAGGCCGUGUUUUCGAGUUUGUGGUCGGCAAAUGCAUGAGCGCCUUGCUGCAAUUUGCAUUUGAGUGUAUCAGUGGACAGUGCAGGGGUUUUUGAAAUGUGUGCGAAUUUGACUGAAGAUUGGUUUAGAUGAUCAGAGGGGCAAUAGGAAUCUUUAUUAAAGCCCCAGGUUCCUCCACUUGCCAGUCUAGGAAUAAACCCUCCUUAGGGCUCAUUCUGCCUUGCCGUCUAUCCAUGAGAAGGGUCUGUACGUCAGUAUGCAAAUUAAGUGGACUUUUCUUUUAUUAACAAGUGAGUAACAUGCAGAUAAUUCUGCCAAGGUGUGCCAGUUGAGAGGAAUGUGAUAAGCAUUAGACACAAUAUAGAUAUACAACUAUAGUUCAUUGGUAACAGUGAUCUCAUAUUGCAGGUCCUUGUAUUGCCAGUCACAAAGACGCGCUGUGAAUAUUUCUGUUCUCUUUCUGCCAGUUAAGAAAAUGUUUCUUUGUUGACCUUUGAAACCUUUUUUUGCUGGAUGCAUAAGGAAUGCUGAAUAAAGCUGUGAGAGUAUUUUAUUGGAAAUCUAUUUGGAAUCGUGGCUAUGUUCAUGAUUGCACAUGCUUAGCAUAAUAUAUGACAGGAUUAAUCAAUGUCACUCAGAUUACAUGAAGCAUGUUAUGCACCUAAAUGUGUAGACUUGAUUCCAGUCGUUGAAUCUAGUAUUUUUUGCAGUGCCAAUGUUGCAAGGAUGCUGUGUGCAGUUACUGCUCUGUGAUUUUGUUCCUGCAUCCAGUUUUCAGUUGCAACUUUUAUAUAGAUGUUUUAGUGUCCACCAAAGGUAGAUUGCCUGAAAUCAGUUUGGGUCAAGAUCUCCAAACAUUGCAUCCUGACCAGAACUCUGUGUGGUCAGAUACAUUUGAAGCUGUGCCUAAUGAGCCCCGUUGUUAAGUCCCAUGUGGAUGUCUUGCUGACGAACCCAAACUUUGGCCACGUCUGUUUUCCUUGUGCUAGCCCAUCGAUAUUGUACAGUGUUGAACAACUCAGCAUAUUUAAUCAUGUGAUUUGAUGGUCAAGUCACAUGAUCCAACGGGUGUUUCAUGUUAAAUUUUGUCGUUUUAGUCUUCUGCAGUAUUUUUAUUUGCUAGAAUAUUGUACUUUACUCCAAGUCCGUCUUUACCACAAGGUCUGUGUUGUAUAAUUCGUAAAGCACAUUGUGAAAAGGGUUGUGUUCAAAAAGAAAGCUGUUUAAAACUUGAGAAAAUCAUACACCCUCAGAAAGUUUACAAUUAUGCCAAGGGUUAAAGGUUUUAUUUCAGUUAUUGCUAAACUCAUGAAGUAAGUACUUUCCCGAAACAGGCUAUCUUAGAAUAUACAUAGCAAAGUUUAUGCCCAUAAACUAGUUGGGUCUAAAAUCAGCCACCGGUGAAAUGUGCUUGGCUUCAUUUUCAGCUUACAACAGUUCUUUGGUGUCUUAAUUUCUACAAAUAUGCAAGGACUUUUAUACAGUGAUUAAAAAGGCUUAGAAAUAACCUUGUACUUUUGACCCAUCUUUCUGCAAAGAUAAUACCUUUGGCCCCACUGUAAAGGAUUGUGCUUGGCUGCAGCCGAAGGUUGCGUUUUGUACAAAAUGCAAAUAUCCUGGCAUUUGUUAAGCAUUAUAUCCAUAAUGUACAUACCGUUCCUAGGUAGAACUUUUUGGAAGUAGACCUUAAGAAAACUGGGUGUAUAGUUGCCAUUUUAUGAGAAUAAAAAUGAGAUGUAAUCAAGGUUUGA
Acanthaster planci (crown-of-thorns starfish) is the source of this 5295-nucleotide messenger RNA. RefSeq names its product MAP kinase-activated protein kinase 2-like. Gene Ontology annotation, molecular function: ATP binding; protein kinase activity. The record is from RefSeq and is a predicted model, not a curated record. NCBI's taxonomy places the organism in Eukaryota, Metazoa, Echinodermata, Asteroidea, Valvatida, Acanthasteridae. Gene Ontology annotation, biological process: protein phosphorylation.